Plasmopara halstedii is the source of this 2649-nucleotide messenger RNA. RefSeq lists its product as uncharacterized. The transcript has 6 exons. Bases 1 to 2649 code for a protein of 882 amino acids. The record is from RefSeq and is a predicted model, not a curated record. Lineage: Eukaryota; Oomycota; Peronosporomycetes; Peronosporales; Peronosporaceae.
AUGGAGUCAGACACUCUUUCAGAUGUGGACGUUCUUGAAGACUUGUUGCACGAUGUUAAUAGCGAGAGCGACAAUUUUGAAGAUCUUGAAGAAGUGACUAAUGACAUGCUUUUGACUACUGAUGGGCAAAGUGACAAAUUAAUUGAGGCUGAAGAAUUUAAGGCGGUACUUCCAUCACCGCGAUCCACGAUGUUUGAGAACAGCUUGAAUGCGGCUUUAUCUGAUGAUGCUUUCGAAAACCACGAUGAAGAUUUAUCGAGAUUUGGACACAAAACUGUGAAGCAAGGUGUCCUUGAUAGUGCAGCUAAUACAAACGAAAAUAUCACAAAGGAGCAGGAUGAGCAUCAGUAUCCGAAUUUUAACUAUGAAAAUGAUGCGGUCACUCCAAGCCAAAUGCAUGCUGCUCCUUUAAGUGUAGACACUUUUGGCCAAGUAGAAGAGGAACGGGAAUCAGAUACUGAGAUGUUUCAGUAUCAUGAUGACGCAUAUGCGGUCAUAUCUUUAAAUGCUGACCGAUCCGAGGAAGUUGAAGGCGCAAACAAAGUCAAGGAAAUUUUUUCAUCAGAAAUACAUGGGACGAAGAAUGGGGAAUCAUCGACUGCCGUCAUGCCUCCACCGAUCCCAACCACAUUAAUUGUUGGAUUGAUGAACCCUAUAGAUGACUACCUUGAAUCAGACGACUCUCAAGACGAAGAGGAUGAUGCAAAGAUGUCAUUACCACCUCCAUUGCAAUCGUAUGCAUCAGAGGACGAUGACGAGGACAUACUGGAAAUUGACGCAGCGGUAGUUAGCAGUCUUCAAAUUGAAGAGAAUCAACGGCUGGCGGAGCACAUUUCUGAACCAAAAUCAGUUUUGAGCUUUUCUGAGGAAGAAUGUGCUGAUUUGGAAGAUUAUUUGAGCAAGAAAAUAGUUGACAAGAAUGAACGAGACUUCCAUCCAGAUGAAAUAAUUCGUGAAGCACACAUGACGAAUCUGGAAUCUAGCAAUCCGUCCUCUAACGUUCACAAGAUGGAUGGAGGUUCCAAAACACGCAAAAGCAACAACGACGUUAUGUUUGGCAUUCACUACCAAGGAAAGCGAAAGAAGUCGGACGCACAUCAAGCUAACAAAAAUUAUUCGCUCCCGAGUGAUCUUUUUUCGGGGGAUUUCGGACACCAAAAUGAUAUGGCUUUAGAAAGUGACUUGGUUUUUUCUGUCUCGACAGGUAAACCUGAGAGUUCUAGCCUACCGACAGAUAACGAUGAAUUUGAUUUUGACGAGAAUUCUGGUGUCAAUCCAAGUGUGUUUUCGAAGAUUGAUAUCAAAGUUUGUCUCGGCACGCAUGAAGCUCAACAGCGAAAAGAACACGAGAAAAUUGUUGGCGAACUCAAGCGAGAAACGGACGAAGAAAGGAGACGCAAUAUCACACACGUUCCUACUCAGCCCGAUAAAGCAAAAGUCAUGCCGGUUGAUACCUCGAAUUCAAUGUCAUUGACUGAGCUGCACAAUAUUUACAAGCGUGGACUAGGAGAUCAAGAAGUUCUGUUGGACGAUAAAGAUGAUUCGAAAUCUUUUGUCGGCCAACCGGCAUCUCUUCUUGGGCGACUUUUUGGUCAGGAUCAAACCUUGUCCAAGACGAUCGUGGAAGAAGCCGAUGGUAAUGACAGUGAGGAGGAGAAAAUGUCAAAUCACGGAAGGAACAAAUUUGAUUUGGAAACGAGUAGUGAGGAUAACGUUAGAAGGUCAUCAAUCUCUGAAAUGAAUAAUGUCGAUGGUUCGGCAGAGUGGAGAGAGGUCAAACUGGUGCAGCAUGGACAAUUAAAAGAAAUCCCUGACUUUCCUGUUGCUUCAAAUUCGAGCAAUGAUGUAGAAUCCGCUUUUCUAUCGUAUGCUGAAGCAGCAACGUAUUACACAGAGACUCCUGACGUGAUGCAACACAAAGACCUUAUUAUUUCUGAAGAUUUUACUACCCGAUCUUGCUUUGCCUGCUUAUCGCGUCCUCGCCUUACUUUUGAAGGGUCCACAGAAGAGCGCGACCGCGUUUUCUGCAUCGCAGCGACAGCUUUUGAUGGUCAUAACAAAAUUGUAAUCAGAAUGUUGCAAACUAUUUACAAGAAGGUGACAACAAGCUCUCGAAAUGUAUCUUUGAUUGGAAUGCAUUGGGAAAGUAUUGGAUUUCAGGGUACAGACCCGUCUACUGACCUGAGAGGAUGUGGCGUUCUCUCAUUGCUACAGAUGUUGUACCUCGUAGAAAAUUUUCAUGAUCUCAGUCACCGUUUUUAUGCUCUUUCGCAACAUCCAUCUCGGCACUUUCCUUUCGCCUGUGUGCUUAUAAACACAUCGUUGCAAUGUGUUGUAGCCCUGCGAAAUGGAGCUUUGUAUCCCGAAUGCAACAAACAAUCAAGUAUAUUAUCUGGAAUGAACCGGCUAUAUGUUGCACUUGUUUCACAGCUUCACGACGCCAUAUUGUCUCAAGUUAAUGAGAUUCCUCAUAUUUUAAAGUACGUUUUAGACCGAGGUCGAGCAAGUCCAACCAAGGUGAUUAACGAGGUAUUCACCGGUGAUUCGCUACCUCCAUCUCACCUUGUUUGUUCGACCAAACCGGACCCCACGGAGCCAAACACUCCCCCCGAAUUUUCAGAAAUUGGGCUACACCCUGCUGAUGAAUAA